AUGGGUGAGGGAGGCUAUCGUCAAAUCAACAAGGCGCUCAACAUUGAAGCCUUUGAGCAUUAUCUCCUUACACAACAUGCUCGACUACCUGAACUGGCCAAUGUUGAGCAACUUAGUCCUCGUGUGAUGCGAGUUCUGGGACAAAACCCAGGAAAGUUCACUCUUCAAGGAACAAACACGUAUAUCGUAGGGACCGGCCCCCAGCGACUGAUUAUCGACACAGCCCAGGGCAUCCCAGAAUGGGCAGAUCUUAUUGAAUCUACCCUGAUCAAUAACUCCAUCUCUCUGUCUCAUGUCUUUCUCUCGCACUGGCAUGGUGACCAUACUGGGGGUGUUCCGGACCUCCUUCGACUCUACCCGGAGCUAUCCCAGAGUAUUUACAAAAAUACGCCAGGACGAAACCAACAGCCAAUCUAUGAUGGGCAGAGAUUUACAGUGGAGGGCGCUACAAUCCGUGCAGUUCAUGCACAAGGACACUCCCAUGAUCACAUGUGUUUUGUACUCGAGGAGGAAAACGCAAUGUUCACGGGCGAUAACAUUCUAGGCCACGGGAGCAGCGCUGUGGAAGAGCUUGGCGUGUACAUGUCAUCGUUGAACAAGAUGCAGGCCCAAGGAUGCACCAUCGGCUACCCCGCACACGGUGUUGUCAUUACCGAUCUCCAAGGCAAAAUUGCCGUGGAGCUGGCGCAGAAGAAGAGGCGGGAGGCGCAAAUCUUACGGACAUUGACGGAGAUCCACCGACAGUACGGGCGCAAAAUGGCUAGCGUUACCGUUAAAGAGCUAGUCACUACAAUGUACGGAGCAGGUGUCGGUGAUGAGGUCAAGCAGCAAGCGUUAGAACCGUUCAUGGAUGAGGUUCUGAGGAAACUCGCCGAAGACGGUCAGGUAGCAUUUGAGCUCCGAGGUGGGAACAAGAAAUGGUUCGCUAUUCGAGUAUAG
Penicillium malachiteum is the source of this 939-nucleotide messenger RNA. RefSeq names its product metallo-beta-lactamase type thioesterase tpcB (gene tpcB). The record is from RefSeq and is a predicted model, not a curated record. Bases 1 to 939 code for a protein of 312 amino acids. Lineage: Eukaryota; Fungi; Ascomycota; Eurotiomycetes; Eurotiales; Aspergillaceae. The transcript has 2 exons. Gene Ontology annotation, biological process: secondary metabolite biosynthetic process.